Molecule: messenger RNA, 1348 nt
Organism: Mollisia scopiformis
Lineage: Eukaryota; Fungi; Ascomycota; Leotiomycetes; Helotiales; Mollisiaceae
Product: nucleotide-diphospho-sugar transferase
Exons: 2
Coding region: 99-1265 (388 amino acids)
Molecular function (GO): glycosyltransferase activity
Source: RefSeq, a predicted model, not a curated record
AAACAAUGUCUGACCGACACACAACAUCCGGCACAUCUCUGCGGAGAAGUGGAAAUUGUGGAGGGAAACGAGGACUCUCGAACAAUAUGCGAUGAUCGAUGGCGAACUAUCGCUACUACACCAGGCGAUUCCGGCGCAUCGCGGCAACACCUACCUUUCAGCUCGUCGCGGUCUGCCUAUUCUUGAUCUUUGGGAUCAAUUGGGUUAUCAAGCAUAAUCAUGACGAUGAUGGAGACCAUUUGCCUUCGGCACGCCCUACAACCACCGUUGAGGAUGAGAGCAUAGACUGGAGCAAGUUAUACUAUGUUCAAUAUGCUACUUCUCCGGAAUACUUGUGUAAUGCCCUCAUGGUAUGGGCACAGAUUGAAGAUAUUGGCAGUCGGGCGCAGAGAAUGAUGCUCUAUCCCUCAACCUGGAACCCUGACGAGAUUGACGAAUACUCCCCUUCACUCGACUACACUCCCAUCGCUCGUCUCCUCCAAGAAGCUCAGUCAAAAUACUACGUGAAACUCCAGCCUGUGGAUAUUAUGCAUCGCAAUGGUACUCUUCAACCUACAUGGGCGGAUUCAUACACCAAGCUCCUCGCCUUCAAUCUCACCCAACUCGACCGUGUACUAGCUCUAGACUCCGACUCCAUGGUCCUCAAGAAUCUCGACUCCUUAUUCCUCCUUCCCAAAUCUCCAGUUGCAAUGCCAUACGUAUACUGGGGUGCUCCUACAGGAUGGGCGUUCAGUUCCCAAAUGCUCCUGGUAACACCCUCCGCUACCACAUUCUCAGAAAUCGAAUCCGCAAUUCAAAAUGCUAAGGAAGAUGAAUACGACAUGGACAUUAUCAACAAGCUCUUCAACCACCAUAUCCUCAAGAUUCCACAACGACCUUACAAUCUAUUAUCAGGAGAAUUCCGUCGCUCUUCGCACGCUGCAUAUCUUUCCUCUCGCACCAAGAAAUGGGACCCAGACGAGAUCUUCGCUGAUGCGCAUUUCCUCCAUUUCUCCGACUGGCCUAUCCCGAAGCCGUGGAUGGUGGCCCCGAAAGAGUUACUCAAUAAACAUAUGCCGAAGUGUCGGAUGAGCGAGUGGUUUGGAGCUACAGACUGUAGAGAUCGUGCUUUGUGGCUGAAGCUCUAUUGGGAUUUUGCUGUGAGGAGGAAGAGCGUGUGUGGGAUUGGGUUUGAGUUACAGAGUCAGGAAUUGCCGGAAGACAGUAUUUAUCGGCAUGGCAGGUGGUAUCAUCCUGAUGAGGUUGGAGGCUCGGAGAAGAGGUAGGAUAUGGAAUGGUAUUAGAUUUAAUGUUAAAUAAUACCCGAUGUAUAAGAUAUGAUCUUGAAUAUAUGAUGCUUGCAACCAUU